CCCCCUGACCGCCAAGCAAUGUUGGAAAAUAAACAAAUGCGUAAUCAUGAAUGAAUCGCAGUGUCUAUACUAUAUAUCGUCGGUGGUUUCUAACGACAAAGCGUCAUCUCUGUAUUACAAACAGAACCACAUGAAUUUGGUAAAAGAAACUGUAAUUGAAAAUUCAAAACUUUUGAAGUUCAAGUUUUCAGUUAGAGAUGUCGCUACUCUUAAUUUUUUAAGUUGGAAUCUUAGAGCAUCUUUCAUCUAUUGCUAUUGCUGUCAACGCUCGGAAUUUAUCGGAAAUAUUCGUAAGGGGGCAUACACCCAUUUUUGUUGAAAUUAUUUGUGAUUUUACGAAAUAAUUUCUGCUUUUGUUCAUCAAUAAUUUCACCUUUGUGCCAAUUUUCACCAUGACUGAGCAAGGAAAAGGAGAGGCAAUUACCCCCGAAGAGUUCACCGACCAAGAAAAUGACACGAACUACAAACCUCCACCAGAAAAGACGAUCGAAGAAAUCCUCCAAAUUGAUCAGGAAGAUGAGAGUUUGAGGAAAUACAAAGAAACGCUUUUGGGACAGGCACAGACUGGACCUAUCAUAGUCGAGCCUGACAACCCUAGAAAAGUGAUCGUCAAGCGAUUGGUUUUGGUUGUUGCCGACAGGCCUGAGAUAGCUCUAGACCUCACUGGUGACCUGUCACAACUGAAGAAAGAAACGUUCGUUAUCAAGGAGGGUGUUUCGUAUAGGAUCAGGAUUGAAUUCAUUGUCCAAAGAGAAAUCGUGCAUGGUCUCAAAUAUGUGCAGAAGACCAGCAAGUUGGGCAUCACAGAUCCCGAAGCAGUGGAUAAAAUGACGCACAUGGUGGGUUCGUACGCUCCAAAAGCUGAAAUCCAGUCGUACACGACCCCAGCUGAAGACGCACCAUCGGGCAUGAUGGCGCGAGGAAGCUACACAGUACAUUCUCUGUUCACUGACGAUGAUAAGAACGAGCAUUUGAAAUGGGAGUGGACUUUCGAAAUCAAAAAGGAUUGGAAAGAUUAAGGUGCUAAGUCAAUGAUCAAACCAAAACUGCUACCGUGAAGAAUGUAGAAGUAUUAUCGCCUCAGAAUAUGGAUAUACCCGUGUCAUACCAAAAUCGCGUUUUUGAAACCGUUUUUACACUUUUAGAAAUUUUAUCGGUAUACUCGUAUCCGUAGGGCCUUACUUUUUAAAAAAGACUCCUUAUUGUUUAAUUUCUCUAUAUUUUAAUAUAGUCUUGCAUGAUUUACGUUUUGUUAAAAAUGAGACUUAUUUUGGCGUAUUCUAAUGUUAGGCUUUUAGUGGAAUAUUGUGUAUUAUCUUUUAAAAGGAACAGCUUUUUAUUGAACCGUAUUAAAACUGAAAUUGAGUGGAGAUACGAUUAUUUUUUUCACUUGAUUUGCUUGGAAUGGAAGAUUUUGGUGGAUGUUUUACAUUUUUACUUUAUCUACCAUUGAUGAAAUAUAACUUUAUGUUUCCAGUACGUCCUUUAUUUCCUGAUUAAACAACAUCAACUUUUCACCUGAAAACGAUCAAACCUUCUUUUUUUUCCAUUAUAAAAAAUGACGUCAAGUAGGUUGCCUUUGAACUUCCCACACAAAACUAUCGUCAAUUAGAUUAUGUUCGGUUUAUUUGACCAUAUGAACUGUAUGUGAGAUAUUGAGUCGAUCCACUUGAAAAAAAAAAUGACAAAAACGCAAUGUGUCAAGUAUUCCUAACAAGGCUACAUACAGUAAAAUAUCCUACGCACGCCAAAGGC
Acanthoscelides obtectus is the source of this 1755-nucleotide messenger RNA. The record is from the annotation of a GenBank genome assembly. Lineage: Eukaryota; Metazoa; Arthropoda; Insecta; Coleoptera; Chrysomelidae.